AUUUCUUGCUGGGCAAGUGGACAAUUCCUGAUUCCCUCCCUUCCCCAUCACCUCCCCAUCCCCCACAAAAUGGAAUAUCAGUUUCAGUGGGCGUCCAAAGGAGCCGGAGAUUGAAUCGGGAGGUUUAAGGUUUUACACCGCCAUGGCAGCAGCAGCGUCAGCUCUCUGUACUACUGUACUUGCCAUCUCGCCAGCAAACUACAACGCCCGAAACAACCGUUCUCGUAUCAAUCUCCUUCCCCUUGCCUCACGCCGUCCGUCACUUUCCAGGAAUCGAAACCCUAGCAAAUUCAGCAAAUCCUACCCGAUACGAGCAGCUGUGGUGCGCGAACAGGAGGAAGAGGAGGUGGUUGUAGAAGAAACUUUUCAACCCAAGAAAUCUAGCUACGAUGUACAAGAGGGCGGCGGCGGCGGACCGGGGGAGCCUCCUCAAAUUGAUUCGGAUCAAUGGAUCAUCAGGAUUGAGCAAUCCAUUAACGUCUUUCUCACGGACACGGUGAUAAAGGUUCUUGACACCUUCUACCGCGAUCGAGAUUAUGCGAGGUUCUUCGUUCUUGAAACCAUUGCGAGGGUUCCUUAUUUUGCAUUCAUUUCUGUUCUGCACUUGUAUGAGAGUUUUGGUUGGUGGAGAAGAGCAGAUUAUAUAAAAGUACAUUUUGCUGAGAGUUGGAAUGAGAUGCACCACUUACUCAUCAUGGAGGAACUAGGGGGUAAUAGUUGGUGGGUUGACCGAUUCCUCGCUCAACAUAUUGCAGUGUUUUACUAUUUCAUGACUGUCUUUAUGUAUGCAUUGAGCCCAAGAAUGGCCUAUCACUUUUCUGAAUGUGUGGAACACCAUGCUUAUUCAACUUAUGAUAAAUUUAUCAAAGCGCAUGGAGAUGAGCUGAAGGAAUUGCCUGCACCAGAAGUUGCCGUGAGGUACUACACUGGGGGUGACUUAUACUUGUUUGAUGAAUUUCAGACUUCCAGAACUCCUAACUCACGAAGGCCAAAAAUAGGUAUUCUACCUUCUCAGGCACUCAUUAUGAUCCCAAAAAUGAUAUGAAAGCUCAUUUCAAGUCUGUGCAUGUUGCCGCCGCCUGGCCUUUGAUGCUUUUGCCUUCAAGGUUGAUCAUCUUGGUCACUUCAUACCUGGAAUUAGGAAUCCCAUGCGGGAAAAAUAUAUUCGAUUGGCCUAUGACUUCUGAUUUCUAAUUCCUGCAAUGGAUGUAUGAUCCUCUUUGCUUUCAUAUUAUGCUCUGCACCUGGUCUUCUGCACGCAGAUAAUUUGUACGACACUUUUGUGAACAUCAGAGAAGAUGAAGGGGAACACUGCAAAACCAUGAAGGCCUGUCAAACUCCUGGUAAUCUGCACUCUCCACAUUCAUAUGCAGAUGAGGACAGCAAUGAAGAUGAAUCAUCUUCCUUAUGCGUGGAUCCUGAAUUGCACUGCGAAGGCAUUGUUGACUGCUUGAAGAAAUCUGUAGGCCCUGGUCUGUCUAAGACCAAACAGCAAGUUUAACCAACAGAAAUCUCUGAUACCAUAGCGACCCAAUGUAAAUGCUACGAAAUAUAGUGUGUAUUCGUCUAUUAAUAAAACUAUACAAAAUGGCAGGAUGAAGGCUAUCAGCUCCCCUGCGAGAUCUAGCUUCAGUUGUGGGAAAUCGUCACGAUUUCUUAUUUCAGCUCCAUCGUACAGGCCAAUGUGUUUUCUUCCACCAUGGAUGCCUCAUCUAGUCAUCUUCCCCUGCACUGUGCCGGCGGGAAAGAUUUCCAAACAUGGUUCUUUCCUUUUGUAAUCCUACUGGUUUUAAGGCUUUCAUAUACGUAACUCUUGGUUUGUACAUUUCGGCUCGUCGCCAUGGAAAGGUUAUACUUGUAUCUGUUCCAUCUAUUAUUUG
This is a messenger RNA of Linum tenue, 1880 nucleotides long. The record is from the annotation of a GenBank genome assembly. NCBI's taxonomy places the organism in Eukaryota, Viridiplantae, Streptophyta, Magnoliopsida, Malpighiales, Linaceae.